Sitodiplosis mosellana (orange wheat blossom midge) is the source of this 20302-nucleotide messenger RNA. It is a transcript of the gene corto, whose product is annotated as centrosomal and chromosomal factor. The coding region runs from base 1804 to 2763 and encodes 319 amino acids. The transcript has a single exon. NCBI's taxonomy places the organism in Eukaryota, Metazoa, Arthropoda, Insecta, Diptera, Cecidomyiidae. The record is from RefSeq and is a predicted model, not a curated record.
GAGGCGCAGAGCCCGAGAAGUAUACAACACAAUUGAGCUCGUUGGCUCAGCUGUUUUUUUUCUGUCUUUGAUUUGUGAUAGUUAGAGUUAUUAAAAUAAUCCGAACCAUUUAAGAAACCACGGAGAGACAUUCACACAAAAACAGUUCGCAUAGUUUCUUUCGGUUUUGUUUUUUUUUUUUUUCAUCAAUUCAAAAUAUACAUGCAAAUUUGUCUCGAUGCACCGUUUUUCUUUUCUUCGUUCAUUUUCGCAAAAGAAAAUCCGCAAAUGAAUUAGAAACCAUAGAAUCGACUACAUUAUUGAAUUAGUUGAAAUCGGGUAAACACUCACAGAAAAAAAAGUGAAGUUUUCGUGAAACAGAGAGACUAUCGCCUAACCACGGAAUAGACAACAAGCGAAAAGAAAACGACACAUACGACGAAGAAGAAAAAAAAAACCUAGGAAAAAUUCAUAUUUUGAGAAGAUUGUACGGAAUCGACUCAAACGAAGAAGAAAGAAGAAAAAAACACAGACACACCAACCAUAUAAAAUAGAAUGUGUUGAAUUUGAAUUCCUAAGACUGAGUUUGUGAAAGAAAUUAAUCGAAUUGUGUUUGAAUAUCGUGGACCCUUCGGAAAAAGCAUAAAUGGAUUCAUUUCUUUGCUGAUUUGGAUGAUUAAAAGACUGAGUUCUUGCAGCCACUACCCUUUUGUAUAUGUUAUACGUAUUUAUAUGUAAUAGACGAACAUAAAUAUAAGUGAAUUAUAUUUCGUAGUUUUCAUUUCAUCGAUUUUGCAUAAACGCUCCUGACAAAAACCACCACACCACCACCACCACCACCAUCACCAUCGCCGCCACAAUAAUAAUAACAACAACAACAACAGCAACAACAAACAACCAUAACAAUCUACCAAGAAAUGUUGUGUUUGAGUGCGUCGAUGGCAUUUCUUCAAUAGUUUUUAAAUACAUCAAGAAAAGCAGCUUAACAAGAAUUAUGACCAAAAGCGCGCUGCAGAACGUGGCGUCGAAGUAGUGUGUAUAUGUGUGAUACUUGAAAAAUAAUCAGAAUAAUAAAUUUAAAGUAACAGAAGCGAAAGAAAAAAAAAAUAUUAAGAGCAUAUUAAAUUGGCUUCUCAAAUAUAUUGCUAAAUAGAUAAACACGAGCACGACCAACCAACAAAGAAACGAAAAAAGCAAAAGCAACGCAAAAAAGGAAAGCAUAUUCGCCGAAUGCACGGAAAAAGAAACGAAACGAAACCAAUCGCAAAAGAUUGAUAGAAAAGAAAAAAAAUAUAAGCGCAUUGCUUGAAGUUUACAUAUUCCAACGUGAAAUGUGCCAAUUAUUUAAUAAUUUUACAUAUAAUUAAAGAAAAUAGUUUGAUUUUAGUGAACAAAGUAACAAAAAAAAAAUUAAUAAAUUGAAGUAAUAGAGAAAAGAAAUAGUGUUUUGAAAACGGGCGAAUCGAUAUAAUUGUCGACUGCAACAUACCAAAAAAAAAAUAGCGGAGAAGAUAAUAAUAAAGGGCAAUUACGUUCACGAGACAAAAUAAGCAAUUCUUUAAAGUGUGAAACGAUACGCGGUGUGAAAUCGGUGCGAUCAAUUCUUCGCGAGCCAAGAAAGAAAUUAAUCCAAAAAAAAAGAAUAAACCGAAAUAAAAUAGUAACCAAAUCGAAAGCUGUGAAUUUUCUGGAUAUCGUCGCUGCCAUUGGUGCGGAAAAAAAGAGUAUAAAUCAAGUAAAUCGUGUGUGCACGAACAAAGUGCGGAUAUAGUCUCGUGAUAGAUCCAUUAUAACAAAAAUUGGUUGGAAUAGAUAUUUUGUAAGAUGGCAAUGACUGCGUGCUACUCAAAUUAUGGCCUUCUGGGUGCGGUGUCACAGCAACGUCAACGGCAACAGCUUCAAUCACACCAGCAAGCACAACAGUCCCAACUGAUUCCGAUUCCACAGCCAUCGCGAAUGCAAUCGGCACAGGUUCCACAGAAAGAUUUUAGCGUUCCAUUGCACGUUGACUGCAGCGUAGAAUAUGAGUUACCAAAUCAAGCGAAGCCACCGCCAGGCGCUCGCGUCGAACCACUGCUAUUGAUGAUACAUCCCUGUUAUUUUCGUAAAAUAGAAAGCGAACAACGGCGUUCGCCAUUCAUAAACAAUAUGCCGAAUUCGUCGCGAAAUUCAACACAAAGUAGACGAAGUAGUCGAAAUUCUCAGCAAAUCACACAAACAUCAUCGUACUCAUCAGUGGCGGUGGCGGCGGCGGCGGCGCAACAUCAGCAGCAGCAGCAACAAAGCCAAUCACUGCACCAUAAUCCAAAUCAAAAUCAUAAUCACAACAGCCACAGCCACAAUCAUCAUUCUCAGUCGAUGGAACGCCAAAAAUUAGAACAAAAUCCUCAACACCAUCAGCAACGUUCGCUGUCGUCACAACAGGCCACACAGCAACAAAAGAUGUCUCAAAUGUCGCAACAGGCGUAUUACCCGGCCAAUAGCAACAAUAAUAAUCCUCCUAGUAUCAAUAAUUCUAAUACAAACAAUCCAAAUAGUAAUGAUAGUUCGCUUGCUGACAUACGGCUGUGCUUAGAUAACUGGGAACAUAGUCAAAUGGCGGCCGUGCCACGGGAUUUUCAAGCUGGUCUACCCGACGCCACACCGAACAAUAGCUACCGUGACGACAAAUUGAACGCGUUAAACGGAAAAUAUCGGCAAUAUUUACGUUCACAUCGGUUGCAUCCAUAUUUGAUGGCCUCUGCCACGGCCUUUCCUCAACUCACAUCAUCCGUAUUCCACUAAAUAAUCCGAUGGGCGAUUGCAUAAUUGAAGGACUGCUCUCGAAAACAACCAACGACCACACAUCAAUCUCAUCUCGUGUUUCAUCAUUUCGUUUUGCUGACGACGCUGAUGCAACAACACCAACAACAACAACAACAACGACCACAAAAAAUGCAUGACACACUCUCAUCUGGUGAACGAUGGUAUAAACAACCCGAAAUUCCACAAUCGAGGUAACGAACAUACAGAGCAACAAAACUGAAUAACAUACACACAAUAUACAAACAUAAAAAUGCAGGAUACUAGAAAUAUAUAAAAGAAAAAAACAAAUUUAAUAAUUAUGUGAGGGUAAUUUUCCAAUGCCCCCACCGCCACACUCACAUACAAAAAAAAACAAACAAACAAAUUACGUGUAUAUUUUAUGAAUGGCAAACUCAAGAAAUGAUUUAACAGAAAACAGAAAAGACGAGAAUUACAAAUUGAUAGAAAAAGUCGCAAAAGUGAAAUUAGAACAUGUAAAUUGCAUAUAGAGUUACAAGAAGGAAGAAAAAACAAAUCAUAGCAAUCGAUAAUGUUUUGUAAAGCCAAUUUCAUACAUUGUGCUGUAAUUACCGAUGAUUUACAUAUUGUUCCACCAUAUAUUCAUUUCAAAAUACCAAUUCACUUAUUAACGUAUUGUAUUCAGCAAAUCAAAAUGAUCAAACUGACAUUCCUUCCUGAUUGCAAACAGCAAAAAGAAUUAACAAAACGAAACAACAAUAAAAAAAAGCAUGAUAGAGAAUGAAAGAAAAAAAAAACACACAAAAAAUUUUAACGAACGAAAAAAAGCAAAUAGACAAAAAAAAUAUUAGAAAAAAAGUUCUAAUGUGGUGUAAUGCGUUUACGUUUUAUGUGAGUAUAAUCAGCUUUCAAAAGUAGGCAGCUUACCUAAGAUUGAAUAUUUAAUUGAUAAAUCUACUACUCUAGCCUAUAGUGAAAUGAUGUUUACUAUCAGUUUAAGAAUCGUAAAAGCAGUUAGUGCCCUUGCCAUCGAAAUUCCUCAUCAAACACAAAUUCCAUGUAUUCGAUGGACAUGGAGCGCAAAAAAAGAGAACGAAUCAAUCAGGCAGACCAUUUUGUUUCUUUUAUUAUUAUUUUUUUGUUCUCUUAUUUUCGUUUCUUUUUCUACUUCUUCUUAAUCUUCUCUCGUUUUUUUUAUUAUUUAAUUUUUUUUCGAAAUGAUCAUCAUCAAUGAACCGAAAAUAGAACUACAGCAAAUAAGCAAAUUAUUCUGAAAUACGAGAGAUAAUAAUUGUACAAUGAUCAUGAAAAUGAAAGAUGAAGGUACGAAAAAGAAGCUGACCAAAACGUCAAUCAUCAACAAGAAGAUGAAAAACAUGAUUUUUUUCCUGUUCUGUUUUAGUUGCAAGAACCCACAUAAUUUUUUAUUCUUUUUAUUCUUGUAUUAUCUGUGUUUUAUAUAUAUUUAGGAAAAUGAAGCAAAAAAAAAAACAACAAAACUUUAAAACCAAUUCAUAUUACCUACAUUCAAACACAACUAAUAACAAAUAGAAAACCAAGCAAAGGAAAUAGAAAUCAGCGAGAGAAAGAGAUAAAAAAUAAUAAUGAAUAAAAAAAACAAAAACUGAACUGAACUGAAAAAUAAAAUGAAAAAAAAACGUUGAAAUCAACAACAAAUACAGUGAACUCAAAAUCAAGCGGACCACCCUCUGUCCCGAGCCCAUUUGAUUCACACAUACCGGGUGAACCAAAUUGAACAAUUGAAUUACAUUGUGGUCCGCACAUAAUUAAAUAGGCAAAGUCUUUUGUGCUCUCGCUCUUGCUCCUAACUAUGCGACAAUUCCCAUUGUAUUUUAGAUCGCUAAAAACUUUGUUAUCGCAAAACGCAAAAUUGUAGCAUUCAAGAAUCAGUGGUAGUUGAGUAACAAAUGAUAGAAAAGAAGGGAAAAAAAGCGAACAGCAACAAUAACAGCAAAACAAGCCAUGCUUUCAAUUACACCAUCGAAGCAUUGUUGAAUUGAUAUGUGUUUGCGCGUUCGAUGGAUUUGCUGCAGCCAUUUGGUGCGCUCCAAGGUUGGUCUGCUACGUCAAGAGUUCACUGUAUGUAGGGAGAGAAGUAAAAUAUGAAAAACAAAUUAUAAAACAAAACCAACACACUCUAAAAGUUAAAAGUAACAAAAGAAACAAAAAACAUCAACAACAAAUGGAAAAGGAUGAAAGAAAGAAAAGAAAAACAACAACAACAACAACAACAACAACAACCAUACAUACAUACAUACACAAACUUUGAGCAACACCAAGCUGCGUUGCAUUUAAAUGUGAUAUUAGAUUUAUUUCAACUAAUAACAAAUGAAAAGAAACAAAGCAAACAAAAAAAAAUUAUUAAAAAAUUAUUAUUGCUAUUACGAAAUACAUAAAAGUUCUGGGCAUUACACGCAAAAUAAAAGAAGAAGAAGAAAAACAAAACCAUCAAGGCAACAUAAAAUCGUAUGAUUUGAAAAUUCAACCACAACCACAAUUCAAAUUUGACAACAAGAGCGAAAGAAAAAAUAACAACAAUUUUUUUUUCUUCCGAUUUAUAAAACCAACAACAAAACACACUCACACACACAUAUACAUAUAGAUACACAAGUGAACAUAGAAAGCGAUUUGUAGAAAUUUAUAUAAAUAUAUCGUUUAAAUCAAAAAAUAAAGAAAAUCAUAAUUGAACUAAAAAAUUUAAAAAAAAAUAGCGACUUGAGCGGAUGUUUUUUUUUUCAAAUCUUUAUCUUAGCUGCUUCUGAACCAUUUUUCAGAUUUGCCAUUCUUUGCCGCAAAAGAAAUUUCUUACUGUAUUGUCUUCUGUCUUUUUCUUCUCUCUCUCUCUCUUUCUCUCUCUCUAUUCUUCGGCAAACUUUUUUCCGUCUUCUGUUGACUAUGUAGCUGAGCCGUUAUGUGGCCAAUUCUUAGAGAUUGGUGGAUAAAAAGAAGGGAGAUAACAUUCUUUCUUUCGAUGAUUAGGCAAUUGUUAUGAAGAAGAAAAGUUUUGUCUCUGGUAUUCAAAGUUUCCUAUGAACGACACACACUAACAGGAUUUAAGAAGCAGAAGCAUCACAUUUGUUCAUAUAUAUUCAUGCGUUUGACAAAACGACGGCAAACGGCAACUAAUUUGCCGUCGGCUGUGCCAUUCCGUCGUCAACAUCUAUCUCGUACGUUCACAAAAAUAUUUCACAGAGAUUUCAAACAAAAAGCGACCGAGAAAAAAAAAACAACGCACAGCCCAAAACGAACGAACGAACGUAGAAAAAAAAAACACAUUUUUAUUCAACCAAAGAGACAGAAGCAUUUUAAAAUGUGUGUGCGUUUUUUUUCUCCUCUCUUCUGCGUUCAACACAAACGAUUUCUGGCUUUUAUUUGUUACAACAUUUUAAAUCGAAAUGAUCUGCGUCUGCAUUGUUUCGAAAAAAUAAAAAAAUAAAACUUUUUCGAUUGGAAUGGAAUUUGCAGUAGCUAUUUCUAUAUCGAAAUUCGAACAGAAACGGAUACACCACAAAAACAUGCUUAUUUGUAGUGAGUAAAUGGCACAUGAAGCACGGUUUGUGUGGAAUGUUCUUUUCUCGCAUUUUGGGAUGUGUGGUGAAAAGAAAAUUUCAUUGUAAGGUCAUUGCUUACUAAGUCCGAAAUAGUGAACAAUUGCGUCCAAAAAUCAUUAUCCGUACGAAAACCUUUUUUCGCUCUCUCUCUCCCUCUCUCUCUCUCUCUCACUCUCUCACUCACUCUUGAUCGUCACAGAGAGUAUAUAAAAGAAUUGCCGAAAAAAAAACACACGAAAACAUGAGACGAAUACAACGCGCGCGGCAGGAAACCGAAAAAUGCUGCAAAGACAAAUAACUAAAUUCACAUUUUUAGACCCCGAUAAGAAAUCAAAGAGAACAAGAAAGCGAAAAAGAGAGAAAAAAAAUUAGCAACAAGUGAAACCAGCAGCCAAACUCAAAGCGAACGUACGAAAACGAAAUGAAAUAAGAGGAAAAAUUGAAAUCUAGCACCUAAUAUCCAAAAACUGCAAUUAUAUGUGGACAGUAAAUGUUUCUCGCUCUCUCUCUCUCUUCUUCGAAAUGAUAUUAGUGCCGAAUGUCUCGCAAGACUAACAAUUGCUGAAAGAGAAUUAACAAAAAUUCAAACAAUUUUUAUUGCAGUGGAAUGGCAAUGGCAGGAAAUAAUAUUAUUUGAAUGGUUUAUGAAAUACAUGUACGAGCGAACGAGAGAGCAACGCGCAUACCGAAAAACAUUGCGAGUUGGGAAAAAAACGUAUAUAUAUAACAGCAACGCUAUUAAUUGCAUCUCUAGUGAUGCAAAACAGAAGCGACAAUAUUACCAACAAUAAAAUGUACAUCACGUCUAAACAAUAAUUUCCACCAGCCAAAUAUAGAUUGAGCACGGAGAGAGAAAGAGAGAGAGACGGAAAGAGACGGUCAUAUCCGAAGGGAAAGACAAGCCAUAAAAGAGAUAGAGCAAGACAGACAAACAACAAUAUUAACAUUAACAGCAACAACAAAAACAACAUCGUCGUCGUCGAACAUCGACGACGACGACGACGUAGGAAAAAAAGAGAGUAUAUAUACUGAGCAUUAAAAACGAAAACGGUUCUUUUUUGCCAUUCGAUACAUUCAUAGUUACGACAGACUGACAUCGAAAACGAUUGCCAUCAGAAAUUUUAGAAUUCAAUGGUGAACAAUAGUGAUAUUUUCAGUGUGCAUGAGAUUCGGCGCAUAGAGCCGGGCGUGGUACAGCUGUUUUUACUCAAUGGCACAUAGCGAUUUUCAUCAUCGCAUCAUCGUCAUAUGCUCUUUAAAAAAAAAUAAUACACGAGAUUCAAACGACGAGAGUAAAUUGCAACCGAGUUGAGUGAGAGUGGCCGGUAAGCAUCGAACCGCAGCGCAUCGCGCGCUCGCUUCACCAUCACCGAAAGCCCGAAAACCAAAAAAGGGGAGUAAGAUAAAUGGAUUAUUUGUCAGAAUUAACAACGAAAAAUACUUCUUUUUUUUUCUUCGUUUCGGCAUGUAUAAUGGAAAAUUGGCUUGGUUGAGCUGCCAACAAGCUGCUUUGCACUCGCUUUUGAUAGGCAGUUUUGUGAAACGCUUAUCACUUAUUACAUAUAAUUUCAUUUAUGACUUAUUCCACGCACCUACCCAGGCACCCGACUCAGAAGAGCCUUCACACACGACAGUGUGCCCAAGACAAAAGCCGCUCAUUCACAGCGCACACACACACAUACACUUCUUAAUGUUCGCUUUUCGAAUUUCAAACUCACUUAUAAUUGGCUAUCGUUAAAUAUUUUAUCGGCAUGAAUAGUAGGAAUAUCGUUAGAACGGGUAUACUCGGCAUGCGUGUAUUUGACGCAUUCAGUUAUUAUUUCGUCCCCAAGACGAGCGUCGAAAGAAGAAGAAGAAGAACAAGUCGAAAUGAAAAAAAAACAUACAGUGGAAACAAUGUAGGCGACAAUACGCGAUGUGUCUUUGAGUCCAUUGACUAUUUAAAAAGCAAUGAGUCUGUCUUCUCUAUUUUGACUUUGGUUAAAACAUUGGGUCUGCGUUUUUCUAUUAAUCUUCUUUCUUUCAACCUAACAACAGACUGAAUUAAUUCAAUGAGGCAAUCAAAUCAAAAUGUUUUCUGAAGAAAAAAAAACUCAACUUUUCAGAGUUGAGCAUUAAGUUUUUUUGAUCGUAUUGUCUCAUUUUCUCCUUGUACUGUCGUCGAGUGAGAGAGUUUGGAGAGAAAUGAAAGAAAGAUAUGAAAAUUGCGACCAAUUCAACGCAUAUUACCUUUUUCCAUACACAUACACAUACAUACGUAUCUGGUAGUAUAUGCACACUUGACUUAUUCAGAACGCCUUGAAAAACGGGCCCAACCACAAUUUAGCUUCAAGGUGGUGGAUGCCUUGAUUUUCAAAUUGAUAGAUGGUUUUCAUAAAUAUCGCUGCCGUCAAUUCGGAGUAAUCAAAUUUAAUUAAAGCCAAUUGCAUGUAAGACGGCAAACGAAAAACCGGCAAAACGAAACUUGCAAAUCAAAUGAAAGCACAUGCACACACAUACCACAACUGCACAUGGAAAAAUGAAUCAAGUUAAAAAUGAUAACUAACUAAUCGGUAUUUCCCCAAUUGUUUGUGAGAAACUUGAGAAUUUUAAAUAAGCCAAUUUGGAAUAGUUCGUUUGCGGCGCAUUUGCCUUGUCGAAUAUACCCGAUUGUAUUGUGAUUAUUAUUUCUUUCUUUUUUUCGUACAAUUUUGAUUCAAUUGUCAUGGUGGAGAAAUGUGCACUCGACUGUGUUAGUGAGUUUGUGAUGCAAUCGCGAAAAAAACCAUCAUCAUCAUCAGCAGCAGCAGUAGCAGCAGCCGAAGCAAUGAGCCAAAUGUUAAUUCACAGUGAACCUACCUCUGUGUGAACAACGGACUCCCUUCAAUCUAACCAUACGUAGAGUGUUCGACACUCACUUAUGGGAGAUAAUUCUCACUUGAAGCACACAAACACCGCGUGGCAUAUGUAUGAAAUUGAUGAAAAUGGCCACAUAGCGAGGGAUUUAUCCCAGAGAAUCGUUUGUUUAAUGCUUUUUCUCGCCAUUGGUGGGUUAUUUUCCUCCAACCUCCUUCUGCUUGCUCUCAAUAUAUUAUUUGCAGUGAAUGGUGUGUGUAAUUACCAGUUUUUUUUUUCUUCGCUUUCGUUUCUGAUGUUGUUGAUAAAACACAAAUGAAUCCGUAUUGCAAUAUUAUGAAAUAGAAUGGACGAUCGACCACGAAAUGUGAUAUUGAGCACUAAAUAUAGAAUUUAUUAUGCUAUAUUUUGGUUUGUUGUGUUGAAAUGUUCGUGUUGUUGAACGUCGAACUUGUACUUUGGUUUUCUUUUUCUUUUUUCAUUUCGGAGAUUUUCAUUUUCAAAAUCAUGUGUGCGAUUUGUAUUCCCAUUUUAUGUUGAUAGCAAUCUAAAGCGGGCAAAGCAAAUGAUGCGCUCUCGCCUUAUCCAAAUGGAACACUGUUAUUGCCACUGCCAUACAAUGCACUGGUGGUGGAUUUGUGCUGAAUUUGUCGGUCAUGCAAAUACUACAAAAUUCAUACAUCAAUCUCUGUCCAUAUGACUAUUUCUGCCAUAAACUGAAUUGCUCUACUUUGCACUUAUCAGUUUCCAUCUUACGAAAAACUAUUAAGGAUGACGUAUAAGGACGUGGCCAUAAAAACUAAUGUUCGCGAAGAGAAUUAGAGCGGGAGAAUGAGAGAGUGAAAAAGAAUUAAGGCGAAACAACGAGAAUCAACUAAGUAUCUUAGCUGUUGAAAACAGAUGCAGAAACUCGACGUAAAUUUAGUUCAUGUAUGAAGCCUGUACUUUGCUCAUAUGAUACUGUAUAAAAACCCGCCCAAAACAACAGCAGCAGCAGCAAUGGCUGUGGCGGCGGCUACAACAACGGCAGCGACAGCAGCAGCAGCAGCAGCAGCAAAAAAAAUCAGGCUACAAUUUUUUAACACAGUUUAGAAUGAGUUUAAAUAUUUGAAAUGUCAUACAGGUCGGAACGAUUUCAUAUCGAUUAAAUCUUGAAGCGUUGAGGGACAGGCGCAGAUACAGUCGACGGCAACAACAAACAUAAAUGAUGACGACAACGACGAUGAUGAUGAAAAAAAUCGCAUAUAAAAGUUACAUGAUGCGGGCGUUUGUGUGUGAUUUGAUUAACAAUUAAAGUGAUUCCCAUUCCCCCGAAGCGUUCCGAAUCAUGGAUAAUAAUAAUAUUUAUUAGAUUAAAUUUCGAGAGAAAUCUGGGUGUCUAAUUUUGUUUUUAAAAGAUAGCAACGGAACGAAACGAUCGAAUGAAUGGGAAGUGAGCAAAAAACACAACAACACACAGAAUUCCGACCGCGUCGAUAGAUUAUUGUGUUUGACGUUUCAUCGAAAAAUGAAUUUAUCAUAAAUGCGCGCGGCAUUAGUGUGAGCAACGAGCACAAUGUAAUAGAGGCAACGGGCGCGUACAGUACACACCGUGCACACACACACGUUUCAUUGUGCUAUGAUUGAACCCCCGUUUUCAUUGCCAACAAUAGCAUUAUUGAUUCAAAUGCCAAACCGAAGUCGAAUCGCUAAAUUAAAAGAAAAUGUUACGUUUUGCAUGCUCAGUGCGAAUGUUGACUGGUUUAAUGAACAUUACCAAAAUACCGAUGAGCGAGGGAAAAAAAAUUAACAGAAACACACCGAAGCGAAAGAGAAAGAGGCCGAGAGGGAGACCGAGGAAAAAACGUGCGCAGCAUUCGCGUCGAAUUGAUUCAAUAAAAUUUGAAAACAAUAUUCGUUCAAUUGGCACUCAUAAAUUUCCUUUUGAUCAUUAUAAGUAUGGAUUUUUUUUGUUUAACUUCGUUUUCUUCUUCUUUUGCUCAUGUUUUGUUGUUCAUCGUCGUCGUCGUCAUCGUCGUUGUCGUUGUCGUCGAGCCCCCAUGUGCGCUUGCUACUCUUAAUAUUAGAAUGAAAUUUUCAAAGUGCGUCGACUAUCGUGAAUGGAAUGGAUUGUAUUAUAAGUUCGUUGCUAAUGCUUUGUGUAUCGAGCACUCACAGCUUCUUCUCGAAAUAUUUACCAGCGCACGGGCUUGACAGUUACAGUACGUUCGUGACUAUUUGGUUUGAUAUUUGCUAAUGAAAUAGUCACGGUUUCCUAUGAAACAUACAUAUAUACGAACAAUGCAGAGAGCUGACGCGCUCUUAUUCCAAAUGCUUCAGCGUUCCGCACCUCGUACAUUGCUUGCUCUCGCACAUUCAUGGGCUUCAAAGAAGAAGCGAAACGAAAAAAAACAGCAGCAGCAACACAAAACCGGGGCCACGGUGAGUAAAACACCAUACCAAAUCACUACUGCAGGCUUUGACACACAAUCAACGUGCAUAUUGUUUUGAUUAGUGUUUCGUUGCUUCAUAUUUUUAUAACUUUUUCCCCGAUUUUAUUUUACUUCGUUAUAUUUUUUCCUUACUAAGUUUUCUUGGCAUAGCCGCCGCUUAUUAUGAGCACACCAUUCCGUUCCAAAUAUUGGCUGGCCGAUUGUGUCGACAUACAAGACGACGAAGGAAAAAAAAGUUUGAAAUAAUGUAUAAUUUCUACGAACAACCGUUUAAAAUAGAAUUGAAUUGUUUAAAUUACUCGAAAUCGGAAUUUAUAUUUUUCGUCGACGUUUCUGUGAAAUUCAGUAGAGUAAAAAAAAGGCCCUGAUUCAAUAUGAAAACACACAGAAAGGGAGCGAUAGAGAGAGAGAGAGAGAGAGAGAAAAAAAUAAAAGCAUUCCGUUUUUUUUUUUAAUGAAAUUGACUUCAUAGACCUUAUGCGAAUACGCUUCAGUGUUUCUGAAAAGUUUCGUGAGCGAUUUGUCACACAUGAUUCAAUGCAAUCUGUUUUUUUCUUUCUCAUUCUCGUUUUGUAGUUUUUUCUUUCCCUUUUGCGUUGCUCAUGGCGUUUGUGUUCAUGUUUCACUCUUACGAACAACAACACAUAACACUUACAGAGAGCUCUCGUACGCGAAUCGUGGUUAUAUGACUUAGUUUGCUGGUAUGACCUUCAGUAUAUGUACAUUUGAAAACUAAUAAGAAGAAGAAGAAGAAGAAGAAGAAGAAGAAGAAGAAGGAAAAACAGAGCGAUAAACACAAGUAAUGAGAUGAUGGUGUGAUGGCACCAUUUAAACCUGACAACAAGGAGAAAAUGUGCAGUGUCAAGAAACCACCUUCGACUUUGAUGAGCUUCAUUCAGACCGACUGAUUGAAUCAAUAAAUGAAUAUACACUCAUACAGACAGACACACACACACACAUCGUCGAAACGCGCGCGUUCAACACUCCAAAAUUAUACAAUAGAUUCCAUUGAUUUCAAGGAUUUCAUACAUCGCACAUAUAAAAUACGUUCAACGUUCAUGGCAAAUACAGUAGUACACACAAUGUGCGCAAUUUGAUAAAUGCCAAAUGCUCGAAAAUUAUAUCAAAUGACGCCUUUCGAUACAUACAUAUGUAUAUAUAUAUGUUGCCAAGGAGGGUGGCAACACUACUACGAACAUUAAUUCUAUCUGCCGUUGCAUUCAACCGUUGAAUCGAAAUUAAAUAUAUUUUCGGUGAAUUGAACAAUUUAUGUGUGCCCGUUCGACAUGCAAACAAAAAAAAAGCAAUUAGCUCAUUUUUGGGGUAUAAAUAUUUGCUUGGAUCAUAUUUCAGGCGAAUGUUAAUUAGUCAACACUAUUUGUCAGCAGUAUUUUUCUCACUCUCUCUCUCUCUCGCUCAUUUUUUGUUUUGUUCGCGUUGGGUUUUUUCUCUUGAAAAUGUUUCGUUUACCUUUCGAUUGAAAAGCAUUAAAUUCCGUCGAUAUUUCAAUAUUAUAUAGCAUGGUCCACUUGAUGGAAAUAAAGGAGGCGUAGAUACCAAUAAAAAUUACCUGCAGAGAAGAAAUAAAAAAAAACCAACAACCAAGAAAAAACUAACAACAACAGCAGCAGCAACGCUAACAAAAUCGGUUAUGCCAUGGAUUUUUAGCCUCGAAAAAGUUCAACAAAGACACUUCAACUAUCUUUUUUUAUUAUUAUUAUUUUCAAAAUCAAAUAUCACCAACAACCUUUCGACUGAACAAACACGUUUCACUUUCUUGCUCUUUCUAUAGCUCGGGCAUGUUUGUCGACCGGGAGAGACAACGGCAUAUUGUCCAUUGCUUAACGACAUACACACACUGAUUUACAAGGGUGAAGAAUGCAUCUCAUGUUGAAAAUUUGAAGAAUAAGACGAGAGAAAAAAAAUCGACCCGUCGAAGAAAAGAGACUUUCGUUUUACAACUGUUAUAAAUCAUGACAAACAGCUUUGUAUGAAAUGAAGCACCGUGCACCAUGGCUUCGAAAAUCUUCUCUGUCUCUUUCUCUCUGGCUCGCUAUGUCUCUAUCUCUCGUCAACUCAUGCAAAACUUUAUGUAUAUACGGUGGAAAAAUCUUCAUCGUCAACCAUCCAACCAUCAUCAUUCAGUUGAAAUGAUAUUGUGUGCCUUUAUUUGGAAAUUAAAAUGAGAGUGCGUAUAACUUUUCCCUGGAAUCGUUUGAGUAUUUCGAUGCGGCGAUGGCGAUGUUAAUGAUGAUGAUUUUUGUUAGAGACAUCAAUUGUCCCCACUCUCUUUGGUGGUGUCUCGAUAGAUGAAAAAUAAGAGACUCUAGUCGUAAAAAAAAACUUCAGAGUUCGAUUAUGUGCUUUUGUUCCGUUGUUGUUGUUGUUAUUAUUAUUAUACACUCUACCUUUUGCUGUGUACAGCACACCAAUUACAUAUGAACGAAAUGAACAAAAACCCAUCGCUAUCGAAUUUUAUCGUCGAUUGAAAAUAUCUAGUUUGAAAAACGAGAGAAAAAAACCAAUUUCUCGUUAUUUACGCUCGAGUUCGUUGAAAAUGAAGCGAGACGUAACAAAAUGUUUGUCUCUGUGAGUGUGAGUAGAGGAAACGCAGUUGUUGCUCAUGGAUGACAUUUGAUUUUUCGUGUUCACGUGUCCCUUCAAAGCCGUACCGAGGCCUCAUGAAAACUAAAUUAAAAUUAAAAUCUUGAUUUAAAUUUAUUUUUUGGUUUUUUCUUCCUCUAUUUUCCUCGUCUUUCAUUUUCUUCAGUUUUGAGUGUUGAACGCGAUUUGUACGCGCUUGUUAUACACAAAAGCGACCCGACACCAAGAGAGAGAAAGAGAGACCAAGUCGGCUAAAAACACAUGUUGUGCAGAGAGCAGUCCGAUCGACCCGAAGUUUUCGAUUUCACUUUCAUGUUUGGAUGUCGAACAUUAAUGACUCUUCCAUGAAAUGUACAUACACGAACCGAAUGAGGGAAAAAAAAAUAGGAAAUGACUUCUAGCAAAUUAUAAUCUAAUAUAAUAAUAAUCACAGGCUAGAAAAUUUCAUGUGCGUCGCUUGAACAAUGUUGCCGUCGCCGUCGCUGCUGCUGCUGCUUCUGCUGCUUCUGCGGCUGAUUGCUUGACGAACAAACGAAAGAAACCUAUGAAAAUAGGUUCAUAGAUAAAGGAAAGGGUGGCCCCGAUCCAAACAACACAAGACCUUUUUUUACGGGCAAACAGACAGUAUGUGAUUCCUGAAAGCAUAUAGAAUUCACGUAAUAAAAAUAAAGAAAUAUAUGCCUUUCUAUGGAAACACAAUGAAAAAAAAAAAACUAAGUCGACAAAAGAAAGAAGAAAACACUUUUUAUUCCGAUUUGACGAAAAUGACAACGAAGUAGCAACUACGAAAAAUAAAACCAAGAGUGUAUAGUUUGAUAGUUCGUGCACGCAUCCAUAUUUUGGCACUGGAGCGACAAUAAAAAAAAAACUCCAACAAUAUGGUAGCAUUGUUUAGAGUCUCACUAAAUGAUGUACACAAUCGUGCGCAACGAACAGAAAAAAAUUUCUUUUACAUUUUAAUUUUAUUUCAUUUCAUUUAUUUUUGUUGUUGUUACUGUUGCUGUUGCUUUUGCUGUUGUUGUAAUUCAUUUCAAUGUUUUAUUUGUAUUUCAUUUGGAUUCGGAAAAUACGCAGGAAUAUGAAAGAAAAGUGAAGCAUGCGGACACAUAUUAACGAAGUAUUCCGCGGAAACGGCGACGGCAUUCUCAAAAAGUACAAAAUAUAUUUUUUUUCACCAGCCAGUAUAUUACACACGGGCAAGCAGCAGCAGCAGCAGCAGCAGCAAUAGCAGCAACAGCAAUAAAAAUAGAGUAGUGCAGCUCAGUCACAAAGAGCAGCGCACAAAAGUAAUAUUUAGAAGCAGUAGUAGUUAAGUGGCAAUAUGUUACGGCCGAGAAACCAUUUUGAACACAUUGUUUCACAUAUUCACUGUGCGUUGCCGUGUAUUGCUAUUUCAAAUUUGUUGUUAUAUCUAGUGCUUUUUUUUCUACUUCUUUAAUUUAAAUGCUCUGUCGAUUAAGCGUUUUUUUUCGGGUUGUUGCUGUUUUAUUUCGUUUGUCGAAAAUUAUGUAUGUAGGCCGACACUUAUGUGUACUACAUAUGCAUGUGAACAACUCAAAAUGCGAACGAAAAGCAGCAAGAAAGCAAAAAAAAGCGAAGAAAAAAAAGAAAACUUAUUUGUUUAGGCAUGGCACUGAACGAUCAGCAUAUAUUUAUACUCGUAUAUACAUCUAUGUAUGUGCAAUAUACGCGCGUUUACUCUGGACAAUUGCUUGCUUAUUGGCUCGACUUGGCCUGGCUUGGUUUUGGCGUCGAAUUACCGAAACGAGCAGAAAAACAACACACAUUCAAAUCAAGGGUGUUUGUCUUUUUUUCGGUCUAAAUUAUUAUUUAUUUUCAACAUAUUUUUGUUUUCUUCUUCUGACGAAGACGAAGAGAAAGAAAAAAAAUGAAACACAUUUUUAUGAUUUCUCGUUGAAUGAAAACAUAUGCAUAACUGAGCAAAUACAUGGAAUUGGACGUUUAUGUUUUUUUUCUCAUUCUCUUUCUCUCUCUGCUGUUUCGUCUGCUUCUUCGCUCAAAUAGUCAAGAGACGUCAUUGCAAAUGGUGACAUUAUUGAGAGAGUUUACAUAAAUGGUCCGUCUUGUAAAUGGGCAUACACACAUUGUAUGUGGCAACCGAAAAACCAGACGCGCACAUCAAAUAUUCAAGUAAAUCAAAAACGUCGCCAGAAAGUACUAGCACUGGUACAUUUGUGUCGAACAUAUCAUCGCAAUAUCUUUGCUUUGAUGAUAACCGCAGAAAUUGUUUGUGCGUGUGUCUGUGCAUGGGAAAUCCAACGAAAUAAAAGCCCAAAGUUGAGAGUCACAUGAUUGAAAUUCAAACUGACUGUUGACGGUAAUUUAUGGAUUUCAUAUCGAUGCCUCAUUUCGGCAAUAAUCACUUCACAGUAGAAAAAAAAAAAACACUCGAACACAGUUUCAGCCAUAAAUUGGGUGUUAGUCAAGUUGAUAUAGAAAGAGAACUGUAAUUAACUAUUUCGGUCGUUUUUCACUUUUUCCAUUAGCAGUUUAUCUCAAGUUGCUGCUGCUGCUUAAAUCCACCGGAUUCGAAUGCAAUUCAAUGAAGCUACAAACUAUUAAUUCGCAUUGAAUCUUCUUGGCAUUAGAAAAAAUGUCUUUGGCCAUCCAUUUUGGGAUUCGUGGAUCGAUAAACACAAUCAUCAAGCAUUACUGUCUACAUCAAGAGAUUCAAAAUCGGCAAUUAUAUGAAUAUAAUAGAACGGGCAUUUAUUCAGAAUUUGAGUUUUCGAUUACAACAAAAUUGCUCCAAUUUUGAUCUCGGAAUUUUCGUUCGAUUGCCAACUUGAAAAUAAAUUCAUUUUUACUAGCGUUCGAUGGCAAUUCAACCAAAACCUAGCUAAUUUUGGAGAGAGACAUUAUUAUUAUAGCAGAGGGUUUGUAGAUUGAAACACAAGCACACUAGCGCCGCAGUUUGUCCUACAAUAUCAUAUACGGCAAGCUACAGAACUAUUCAUUCAGUAUAUAUCAUGUAGCUCAACUGUCAAUCUGUAAUCCCCCUGUAUUAUAGGUAAAGAUUUAAACGUAGAAUAUUAGGUAAAUUAUUUUUAAAAAUGAUAAUUGUGUAUGGUCAUUAUAUUUAAUGAUGUCAAUCGACUGAGACGAUUCUACGUAGUGCACUUUACCCAUCAUCGUUUUUGCAUUUACAUCUGCACAAUUUUUUAAUGAAAAUGUGAAUUAAUUCAAGUUUAUGCACAUUGAUAUGUCCUAAAAAUAACAGAUAAUAUUGUCUGUCCCGUAAGCCAACCGCCUAUGAAUUUGCCAUUAGCAUCAACUCCGUUUGCCACAAGUAUUUACAACAUUUUUAAUUUAUGCGUUUUAUUUUCUAUAAACAUAGCUUCGAGGUAUCCAAAUUCUGUUAAGGCACUUUGUACCUAUUAUUAUGUUUAGACUUUCGAUGAGUGACUAAUAGUCACUGACUAUGCUCUCAGCACGCCAUCGAAAAAACAAGUGAAUUCAAUAAAAGUUAUCGACAUCGAUUUAGAAGCAAAGUUUUGAUAUUAUACUAUGAAUUUAAUCAUCACCAGCCAAUAAAGCAUCCAGGUCACAUCGAUGGAAUGGCUUUUCCUUCUUCAAAAGCAAAAAUACAAAAUAAUUCCAUAGAAUGAUCGUCUUUUGUGCAUUUCAAACGAAUUGAACUUUCAACAUUUCUAUGGGUGAGAUUGAGAGUAGUGCAUGUUUUUUGACGACUUCUAUUUUCAUAAAGUAAAGUUAUGUUUGACUCGUGUCUUUGACCAUUUCGACUCUUCUUCUUUUAUAAAAUAUUUGGAUUUGUCAAAUUGUAAAACUUUGCAAAAGACAAUAGACCUAUAUUUGUUGAAAUAAACAAAUUAUUUUCAGAUUUGCCUACCGCUUGGAAACAUACUCUUCUUUUUUCCAAUAUAAAAUCGGUGGAAACAUUUACUCCCAUACACUCACAACAUACACUCUCGAUCUCACCCAUAAAUAUACUGAAAAAAUAUGCACAGGUUAAUAUAUUCAGUCAUAAAAUUUAUACGAAUAUCGAUUUUGUUAUCAACACUUGAACGAUUGGAAAAUAACCUAAAGAUUCUUAAUAUUCAAAUUUUCUAAACUACUUCAAUGAAAAACAAGAGAAAAUCAGACCGUAAAAAUGCGAAUUUCGAUAGUUUUGAGCCCAAUUGUAAUGACUCGACCUUGCCUCAGUAUCGAAUCACCUUAAAAAUCAGCUACACAUAUCUAAGUUGGUUGUCAUUUUUUUUUGUCACAUUAAUUUAUUUUCAGCGCAUUUAAACUUUCUUCUGAAAAAAAACAGCAACCUUUUUUACAAUUUCUCAUUUAAUGAAAACAUAUCCAGUUUUGCAAAUGGGUAUGAAUAUGUGUGGCAACCGAGAAAAAAAAACCAGAUGCGCACACUAAAUAUUCAAGUAAAUCAAAAAUAUAGCCAGAAAGUAUUCGCACUGGUACAUUUAUGUCAACCAUAUUACGGAAUAUCUUCACAUUACUUUGAUGAUGACCGCCACGAUGUUCGUGCUUAUGUGCACAUAAAUGUGCCGACGCAACGAAAUAAGAACUGAGCAAGUCGGGGAGUCACAUGAUUGAAAUUCAAAACUGGUGAUUGACGAUAAUUCAUGGAUAUCACAACGAUAGCUUAUUUCGGCAAUAUAAUCAGUUUGACAGGAAACGGUCUGUGCUGCUUCGCAUCAAAUUUGAAUUUAAAAAAAAGUUCGAUCUGCGUCAUAGAUAUAGGGAGAAACUGCAAUUAACCAUUACAGUUCUUGGUUAUUUUUUAUUGUAUUCACUAUGUGCGUUCAAAGUAAUUUAAACAACAAUUCAAUCGAUUCGUUCGAACUCGUAAGCUGCGACAUAUUAUUCCAAAAAGGGGGCUUAAAGUGUAUGUCGAACUAUUAAAUUGCAAUGGAUUUUCCCCGAAUGAGCAUUUUGUUGCACAUUCGUCCUAAUCAGGAAAAUACCAAAUCAAACGGUGACUUUGUGUUCAGGCGAUAAACACAGUCGGCAGCUCAGCAUUAUCGUUCAUAUUCAGAGAUUAUAGCAUUAAGCACGGAUCCUCUCUGGUUUUUGUUCGUUCGCCCGACUUUUUCGUUCCCUUCUUCUCCUUUUUACUUCAUUUUGCUUGGCUGUGCUGCUGGUGUGUUUGCUACUUUCUGCUGAACAAAGAGCAACGAUCGAACGUACAACUAUUCAUCUUGCUAUGCUCGGGCUCAGAUUCCGUUCGUUGAUGUGAGCCCGUCCUGUAUUUAUGAGUGCUAUUUUUUAUAUUUGUAAUCCCCCAAUGAACUUUGUUGUCGAAUCUGAUUUUUGAAAGAAGAGAGUAACAGAAAAAAAAGAACGAGCAACGAAGAAACGAUGCGAUGUGAUGUGAACAGAAGAGACGAUAAAAAUGACGAAUAUGAUAAUUACUGAUAUAAUAUGAUUCUGUCCUUGUCAAUGUGUCAUCGGUUAAUGGUUUUAAAACGUAAAUCUCAUUCUCAUUCUCAUUCUCAUUCUCUCUCUCUCUCAUCAGCGCAACGCACUCACACUCUGUGUGUGUGUUUCGAUCAAAUGCCGUGUAGAUAAGUUAAGGCUGCUGUGUGCCAACGACUUUGUUCACGGCAUCCACGACAUUCACGACACACACUAAACCGCAUCUCUACAUCGGUUUUUCACGUAAUGUACAUGCAAAAAUGAAAUUUAACCAUCGAAUUCAUUGAAAUGAAUAGAAACCCAAAAAUGUGAACGAAACGAAACGAAAGAAGAAGAAGAAAAAACAAUUCGGUUAAACUGAACGCUUGAAUCACAAGGAGUUUUCAAUACGGAAACGUUUAUUUUCAUAUUAGGUAGAGAUUUUGUUGAUGAUUGCUUCGUUUUAUUUUCUGUUGUUGGCGUUUUCCGCCCGAAACAUUUAGAUUCUUCGCACUUAAUAGGUCUAAUGUAAAAUAAAAAUAGAUGCGAAGUAAUUUACAAAACAAAAUGAAAUAUAGAGAAUGAGAGCGAGCGAGAGCGAGAGAGAGAGAGAGACGGAAAAACACAUUCAUGUAUUUUAUCUUGGCCAUCUCUAACGAAUCAUCCGAAUUACCGGCAAUAGUCAGUCAGUAAUCGACUGAACAUCAAUAAAAAUGGACAAGAGAGACGCACAAA